CCUCAUUUCUAUGGAAAUUCUUUCUUCUACUCUCCGGUCUUUCUUCGUCGGUUCUGCGAAAUUCUGAGAUUCAAAUUUGAUCCAUGACACUGCACAGAUGCGAAUUCAGCUUCAUCGGCAAGUGUCUAUCUCGGAAACUCCCGUUCGAUUCCGCUUGAUCAGAGAAAAGAAUUCAACUUGCUAGAACUUUUUGUUUCUGGAGUCUUGUUGAUAACUGUUGAUGGGUGCCCCCAAGCAGAAGUGGACAGCUGAAGAAGAAGCGGCCCUUAAAGCUGGAGUGCUUAAGCAUGGAACUGGAAAGUGGCGUACGAUUCUCUCAGAUUCUGAAUUUAGUUCAGUUCUAAGAUCCCGUUCGAAUGUGGAUCUCAAGGACAAAUGGAGAAAUAUAAGCGUGACGGCAUUAUGGGGGUCUAGGAAGAAGGCCAAACUCGCGCUUAAAAGAACUCUACCAACUCCUAAGCAGGAUGGCAACUCCACAGCUCUUAGCAUUGUUCCUGUGGGUAAUGAUGAAGGAAAAAUAAAUUCAUCACCCCCGGAAAAUUCUGGUGAAUCACCACGGUAUGAUGCUUCGAAAAGAUCGAUUACAAGCUUGGAUAAGAUCAUCUUAGAGGCCAUCACCAGCCUGAAGGAACCGCGCGGUUCUGACAGAACAUCAAUCUUUCUGUAUAUAGAGGAUAAUUUCAGGACGCCGCCCAAUAUGAAAAGGCAUGUGGCAGUAAGGCUAAAGCAUCUGACAUCGAUUGGCACAUUAAUUAAGACAAAGCACAAAUACAGGAUCGCUUCAGGUUCAGUGACAACAGGAGCAAGACAGAGGUCUCCUCAACUACUCUUGGAAGGAAACAGGGAAGAUACACCAAAUGUGGAAGAGAAUGGUGUAAAAAAUCUGAGUAAAUCCCAGGUUGAAGGGGAGCUAUUUAAGAUAAAGGGCAUGACCGCCCAAGAGGCUGCUGUAGCGGCUGCGAGAGCAGUAGCAGAGGCUGAAUUCGCAAUUGCCGAGGCUGAAGAGGCAGCAAGAGAGGCAGAGAAAGCUGAAGCCGAAGCCGAAGCCGCCCAGAUUUUUGCAAAGGCAGCGAUGAAAGCUUUGAAGUAUAGGAUGCGUACUCAUGCAUGGUAAAAAAAAGGGGAAAAGCCUUCAUGGCCCAUUUCACUGCAACAGAGCUAUAGCCAUCAUCAAGGUAUUCUCAUUUUAUAAAACACCCCCUUGUCUCGAAAUUGGAUCAUUGAGUUUUUCAAUCUUGCAUCUGGCGAUAUGGCGAAACUGCUGGUCAUUAAAUUUUUUGUUUGGUGUGGUUAGUAACUGUGUAAAUCCCCCCAGCUUGCACGUCCAACAGUUUGGAUUAUGCUGUCCUGUCCUGUCUUUGGUGGAUGCUCUGCUGGGGCCUUACGUUACACUACAUGUAUGUACUUCUUUGUCCGAUCUUGAAACUUAUGUCAUGAGGAAUAAGACCUUAGAUCAUAUUAUUAAUGAAGCAAUUAGAGUUUCUUU
Messenger RNA from Tarenaya hassleriana, 1486 nucleotides. Its product is annotated as telomere repeat-binding factor 2-like. The transcript is spliced from 6 exons. Bases 221 to 1114 code for a protein of 297 amino acids. Gene Ontology annotation, molecular function: double-stranded telomeric DNA binding. The record is from RefSeq and is a predicted model, not a curated record. Gene Ontology annotation, cellular component: nucleosome. Gene Ontology annotation, biological process: nucleosome assembly. Lineage: Eukaryota; Viridiplantae; Streptophyta; Magnoliopsida; Brassicales; Cleomaceae.